Messenger RNA from Botrytis cinerea B05.10, 4283 nucleotides. It is a transcript of the gene Bcftf1, whose product is annotated as Bcftf1. Bases 522 to 3749 code for a protein of 1075 amino acids. The transcript is spliced from 2 exons. Gene Ontology annotation, cellular component: nucleus. Gene Ontology annotation, biological process: regulation of DNA-templated transcription; DNA-templated transcription. Gene Ontology annotation, molecular function: zinc ion binding; DNA-binding transcription factor activity, RNA polymerase II-specific; DNA binding. Lineage: Eukaryota; Fungi; Ascomycota; Leotiomycetes; Helotiales; Sclerotiniaceae. The record is from RefSeq and is a predicted model, not a curated record.
GUCGUAGAUCCCAUACCAAGAGGUACAUAGUUACAUAGAUUUCUACACCUCCAUUAUACCUAGGCAAUUCCUACCUACCUGUUGAAUUUCGUGAUUACUGUGCGACUGCAACCCCUACCUUGCAAGUACCUUAUCCGCAUGCUUCAAGAUCAAUUCCUCAAUUUUUGGAAUGAGAGCCAUAACUCAUCUCAGUUCGACAUAGCAAAUUCACCAAAAAUCCCUCAGUCGCGAAGGUCGAACUGUUUCACAGCUGCAAACUUAGCUGCUCAUCAAAGCACUCACACAUCGACGUCAUCCGAACCUACCGAAUAUCCGAGAUCUGAAUUUUCGAUGCGUUGCGAUUGAAACACAUAUGAAUACUUAAUAAAUUCGCGGACUGCUCAAAGACUCAGGGUUCACAAAGUUAUUAGAAGUGGUGGUGUUUAGGCGGAUUAGGGGUCUGGAACAAUAAAUGCAUAUGGUUCUGUGAAACAGCCAUUACACAGCAAGUAAUAAGAUCUUGGAAGGGGUUCACAGAAAUGAUGCCCUCGGGUCAACAUCCAAACUUUCAGGCGCAGAGUGCCUCUGAUUACCAGAACGCAAAUCAUCCUCAUCAACUGUUAGCACAGGAUACCCCGCCCCUUGAUGUAUUAGGAGCGCCCAAUCUCGAAGGAUUUGAGUUUCCCUAUGUAUUCGGGGAGAAUACCGUAACUCCAGGCGAGCUGAAGCUGGAUGGUACUUCAGAUCCAUUUAAUCUUGCGAAUUCUACCGAACAUCGAGAUUCCGUAUCAUCUAUACCUCCCAUGCAUCGAAAUGGUUAUGGCAGCAUAUCUGGGCCAACGGCUCGGCAACCUAGCUUUAGUGGGGGGUCAGAUGAAGCAAGUCCCACGAGCAAUCGAAUGAUAGGAAAUCUCCACCAAGGCGAUACCCCUAUGGUGGAUGAUCUCAAGGUGAAUACAGGAGGUUCUGGGGAUGGCAGUGAAGAGAAAGGAAAGGACAAGCCUGAAUUGGCACCUGCAUGGACUGAACUCAAAACAAAAGCAGGUAAAGAGCGAAAAAGAUUGCCACUGGCAUGUACAGCAUGCCGAAGAAAAAAGAUCCGUUGCUCAGGAGAGAAGCCCGCAUGUGUAAAUUGCACCAGGUCAAAAAUUCCUUGUGUGUAUAAGGUCACGACAAAAAAAGCGACCCCAAGGACGGAUUAUAUGGCAAUGCUUGACAAGAGGAUAAAGCGAAUGGAAACGCGCAUCAUGAAUACUAUGCCAAAGGAAGAACAAAAAGAACAAAAUGGCACGCUUACAUUAGCAAGAGCUAAUGUCAAGCCUCCAAUUCCUGGAACGUUACCAUCUAAAACUUCUGCUGGAAAAAAGCGACCCGCUGAAGAAGCAUUCGGACCAGAUUUGAAUGAUUGGUCAAAGUCGGCAGUUAAACCUUCAAAGGAAAUUGGUAAAACGGUUUUGAAAUCCAAGGUCUUGCUAGCACAGGAGGACGCAGAAAGCAAACUACUGAAAGAUGGCAAAGAAAAGCUACCUUCGCGAGAGCUUCAAGAGCACCUGGCCGAGGUAUUCUUCGAAAAGGUUUAUGGCCAGACGUAUCACUUACUACACAAGCCAAGCUUCAUGAUGAAAUUAAAGUCUGAAGCACUUCCUCCUGUCCUAGUGUUAGCCGUCUGUGCUUGCGCAGCUCGAUUUUCCGAUCAUGUUGAAUUGACUGCAGCGCCGCCCUUUCUAAAAGGAGAAGAAUGGGCCUCUGAAGCUCGUGAUAUUGUUUUGAAACGAUACGAUUUUCCAAAUAUUACAAUUUUGACGUGUUUGCUGAUUCUGGGGUUUCAUGAGUUUGGCACUUGUCACGGCGGUAGAAGUUGGGCAUUGGCAGGGCAAGCAAUCCGGAUGGCAUAUGCUUUACAACUACAUAAAGAUCUUGACUACGACCCUCAAAAGCCGAAGGUUGACGAAAAGGGCAAUGCGGUGAAACUCAGCUUCAUUGAUAGGGAAAUACGGCGACGAACGAUGUGGGCAUGCUUUCUCAUGGAUAGAUUUGAAUCUUCUGGGACUGGUCGACCAACUUUUGUCAAAGAAGAGACUCUUGAGAUUCAGUUGCCUGUGAAGGAGAAUAUGUUUCUACUCGACAUUCCAGGACCAACAGAGAGUCUCCACGGGGAGGUUGCAAAUCUGAACACGCCUAGUGGUACAAGUUUGGCCAGCCCAAAACAAAAUCUAGGCGUAGCGGCAUAUGUGAUUCGAUCUAUUGCAUUGUAUUCUAAUAUUGUCACGCAUUUUAAUCAAGGUGGUUUCGACAAAGAUCCAUAUCCUAUAUGGUCACCAGAAUCGGAGUAUUCUAGCCUAAUCAAGAAAUUGAAGGAUUUCCAAGAAGCCAUGCCGAAAGAGAUGGUAUAUAAUGCUGAAAAUCUUAGUUCACACCGAUCCGAGGGAUUAGCAAAUCAGUUCAUAUUCCUUUAUAUUGUCAUUGAACAAUCUAAUUUAGUCCUCAAUCACUAUCCGGCAAUUAUAGAACGAAGUGGACCUCGAUCCGAUACCCCCAAGGAAUUCGUGACUAGAACAGAGUCCAAAUCGAUAGAAGCAGCCGGUCACAUCGCCGGACUUAUCGAUGACGGAAAAUCCAUGUCCCUCACUGCACCUUUCGUUGGGUACUGUGCCUUCUCGGCCAGUAUGCUUUUAGUCCUUGGUAUUUUUUCGGGGAAUUCUAGUUUGGAAGAGUCUUCUAGGAAGCACCUUACAACUACUUUAAGAUAUAUAACAAUGAUGAAGAAACAUUGGGGCAUGUUUCACUCAUUAUCCGAAACUCUUAGAAGCCAUUAUAAAACAUGUGCAGACAAAGUUAUUGCUGGUUCAAGUGAUGACUCGAGUUCAAGCAUUCCUCAAUACGGCGACUGGUUUGAUAAAUUCCCACACGGUGUAUCACAGUCUGACUUUGAAGAUCCUGCUGCAGCUGUCAAGAAGGAGAAGGGGGACGAUGCUGUUCUCGAACAAAAGUCGGACUUGAAGACUGUAGCGAAUUACGUCAAGGAUCUACCUACCCCCUCCCCAAAACAACCAAAUUCUAAGCCGACAAAGCAAAAGGUCAAAAGAACCCAAUCUACAUCACAGCCUUCACGCCCCCCACAGCUGGAUACCAUGCAAACCAUGCCUUCUGAUAUGCAAGCUUCACAUCAAGGAAUGCAGGUAUCGACCCCAUCAUCCUCGCAUCCACAGAUGACAUCUCAACAAGCACCUCAAAAUUCAUACAACCAAAAUAUUAUGUCACCAGCUGCUCUCUAUCCGCCACCACAGUAUGUUAAUCAUCACGACCUCCUCAUGCGGUCGCAACGAUCGCAACAACCACACAACAUAAACCAGCGGCAACUUAAUGAAGUUUUAGGAUUCGAUUACGCGACAAUGGAUCACUCGGCUAUGAAUGGCAAUGGAUUGCAUGGUGGCGUCAUGAACGGCAAUAGUAUGAAUGGCAGUAUGAACAAUAGUGGUACGCCAGGCACAAAUCAUAAUGGCGAUGGAUCAAUGUUGAACUGGGGAGAUAUUGGCCUGGGUGGAAUGGGAAACGGGUAUGACAUGAUGGGUCUUGAGAACGGAAUGUCCAACGCAUGGUACCCUCCUUUCAAUUUGAGUCCGCCUCCUGUCAAUGUGGAUGGAAUGAAUGAUGAUGCGUUUGGAGGCAAUUCCGUUGGGGGAGACUUCGAAAUGAGAAUGGGUGGCCAGGGUAUGAUGGGUAUGAACAUGGGGGGAGUAAAUGGAAGUAGUAGUAUGGGUGGGCAUUGAUCAAGCAUCGACCUUUAUCAUUCUUGCUUGAGGUGAUUUUGAAUAGGAAAUAUGGAGAAAAGCAUAUAAUUCUGCGUUUGGAGUUUGGGUUUGGAUUUCUACGUGGUUUAGUGCCAGUCUAUUUUGUACAUGGGUAGGAUAGGUAUUGGAAAAACCACAUCCUUGGUCGGGUGGUUUGGGUGGUCGGUCGGUUUGCUUCAGGGAUGGGUUCUUUCUAGGGCAAACGGAAAACGGAGGAAACUUCUCACGAGGGCUGUAUGGAAGGACUGGGAAGGACUGGGUACUUCUGAUUAUUAUUUUUCUUGAAAUCAAGGAGUUGCUGGAGUGGAAAUCAAUCAUAUGUAUAUGACACCAGACAAGAUGUUGGGAGGGGUAGCGAGGAAACUCGAGACUUGAGACUUGAGACUUGAAGAAGUAUGCGGAAUGCGGAAUGUGUAAAUGCAUUGGAAUGUGAAUAUGAGGGAAUGAGAUGAAAAUACAAAAAUUAAUAUAUGUUUAUUAUUAUUAUUAAUACUACAUGUAUAUCAUAUUGCA